AAGGGCGCAUGCGUUCACGUUUGUUUACAUCAGAUUUAUUUGACGGGUUUGACGGUAGUCGGGUGAAAAUUUACUCCUAUAUUUUUUUAUGCAAAGUGCAACAAAAAUAUUACCAAAUGAUUCCAGCGUGCGAUACUUUGAGGAUCCUUCAUUUACCCUCACAACUUUCUGACGACCGGCGCGAUGCGUUAUUGCAGAAAUAUGGUGCAACCAAGACUAGGACGAUACGGCCAUCUAGCAAGUAUACUGUCACCUUCGCCAAAUUCCCGUCCCAGCAAUUGGCGGCGGAAGCACUGCUGCGUCUACAUCAGUUAAAUGUCAGAGGACAAUAUCUGUCGGUUGAAUAUGCCAAGAGAUCUGUACCUACUGAACUGUCGGAGCAAGGUAUCGAGCAUAAAACAUCAACGAGCAACGAUGUGAAAACAGAAACUGUCAGCAAGUCUCAUGUCCAAGCAUUCCUACGAAAAUUGAACAACUGGACGAUGAGUUACGAAUUUAAUCAACCACCUCCACCAAACAUAAGAUACAAGUACUUGACACCAACAAAAAGUACAUUAACAAGAAUAGCCAUACAAUUGUUAACUCAACCAGCUUUUUAUACACAGGUGUUGCACUUGAUGAAUAAAAUGAAUCUACCUCCUCCCUUUGAAGAAUUGGAAAUAGAAUUUCCUAUGCUCAAGGAAGUGUACGAUAUGGAAAAAUACAAAGAUAUAUUUCAUGAGCGCGUAAACGAAGAGGAAAUAGAGGAAGAGGAAUCGGAAUUAGAAUCAGAUGAGGAGGAUAAUAUCCGACCUGUAGAAGUUAUCCCUGUUAAAAGAAAACGACCACAACCUACAAAACGUUUAAAGAUACCAAAGUUUGUGAAUCCUGCCAAAAAUAUUGCGAUACCUUCGUCCACGCAAAGGGUACUCAAACCGGAAGAUAUGUUCGAAUCCGUUCAGCGCGGAGAGACUAAAAAUCUCAAGAUUGAAUUAAAAACUUUGGAUAAGUCAUUAGAGGCAACAUCCACUAAUCAAGAUAGCAGCGUGACUGUAGAUGGCGGAUUCGGUUUAAUAUUCCCAGUUAAUAAAACCGAGGACGCGAAGGACAGCGAGGAAAGUGCAGAAACUCCUAAAAAUAAGUUUAUAACUUCCGAAGAACUGGCGGCUAAUAAGAUUUCUGCUAACGAUCAGAGAGUGCUUCCUGUAUUCAAAAAUUAUCACCCAGGCAAACCUUCUAAUCGUCUCUACAUAAAAAAUCUCGCGAAGCAAGUGGAAAUGAAAGAUUUACAUUAUAUUUAUCAAAGAUACGUUAUUACUGGAUUGAAAGAUGCUGAGAAUGAAUACGAGGUACGUCUUAUGCAAGAGGGCAGAAUGAAGGGGCAAGCCUUUAUCACUUUGCAAAAUGCCGUACAGGCGAAAAUGGCUCUCGAUGAAACUAACGGAUAUAUAUUAAAAGAUAAACCUAUGGUGGUGCAAUUUGCUAAAACUGUUAAAAGUUAAUGCUGCUUUAAUUUAGUCUUAUUUAUUUCAUAUCGUAAACUGUUGAUUUAGUAAUUUUACUUUUAAAAACUGUUGAAAUAAACAACGCAAAUGUUCUUGCAA
Molecule: messenger RNA, 1583 nt
Organism: Solenopsis invicta (red fire ant)
Lineage: Eukaryota; Metazoa; Arthropoda; Insecta; Hymenoptera; Formicidae
Product: RNA-binding region-containing protein 3
Exons: 5
Coding region: 9-1481 (490 amino acids)
Biological process (GO): mRNA splicing, via spliceosome
Cellular component (GO): U12-type spliceosomal complex
Molecular function (GO): protein binding; U12 snRNA binding; pre-mRNA intronic binding
Source: RefSeq, a predicted model, not a curated record